Messenger RNA from Drosophila montana, 2397 nucleotides. RefSeq lists its product as uncharacterized. Bases 457 to 1731 code for a protein of 424 amino acids. The transcript is spliced from 2 exons. Lineage: Eukaryota; Metazoa; Arthropoda; Insecta; Diptera; Drosophilidae. The record is from RefSeq and is a predicted model, not a curated record.
AACUUUCAGCUAUUUAAAUGGCAAAUACAACAAGCACCGAUUACAAACUUGACAAUUGCCACCGAGCUGAUGCUAGUAUUUCAUUGCACAGUGGAAAGGCGCUAUAAGAGUGACCACAGCAACGAAUGCAUAAUGCCAAAUACUAGAAAAAUCAUCAAGCGAAAUAAACCAAAAAGAACAACAAUAAAAACGCGUCGAGGUGAAUGUAAAUAAAAGACUGUCCAAAAAUUUCGUUUAUCUGACAAAAAAAAAAAGCAUAAAAACAAAGCAAGUGAAGUCAUCAAUAGCCAACACCAAGCUAAAAUAAAACGAAACGCAACGCGCACAAAGAAAGCAGCAACAGCAUCAACAACAAAAACAACUUUGCUUCGUUUCGUUUCGUUUUUUUUGUAUUUUUUUUAUUUUUGAUUUGCAAAAACUGCCGUCAACAAAAGGGGGCGACGCCCGCGUCGCAGCAUGGAGGACUUCGAUAUUGAUCUGGAUCUAAAUUUCGUGCAGCUGAGCCGGCAACAGUUGCUGCAGCGCUAUACGAACGCCGUGCGCCAGCUGCGCCGUGUGGCCGACGUCAAUUACGGCGUGCGGCCGCUGAGCUUCGAUAACUAUGUGAUCUUUCAGUAUUUCCAGCAGCGCAGCCCCACCCCGCUCUACAAUGCGUCCAGCACGCCGCUGAUGGCCUAUCUGAAGCUGGAGGUGCUGCAUCAUUUGCUCGAUCGCCGGCGCAAAAUCCUGUGCUGGCUCUUCUAUUUGACGCUGAUGUCGCUGUGCGUUGUCGCCUAUCGCUACGAGACGACAAAUGGGGCGAAUAACGGACGCAUGGUGCAGUCCCUGGUGUAUCCGGGCAUGCGAAUGUGGCGCCGGAUGACCAUGCCGCUAAUACAGCGCUUUCCACGGCUCACCGAACUGUACGACGAGUCCUGUUUGAUGGGCAAUCCGUUCUUUCAAGUCGAGGACCUCAGCUGCGGCCCCUGUGCGGAUGUGGAGAACGUCUGGCUGGAGAGCGAUGAGUGCGCCCAGCUGUAUGUCGAUGCUGGUCACAAUGUAACCACACUCAGUCAACAACAACGGCAGCAGCAGCAGGAGCCGGCGACCCUGGCUGGUUAUAAGCAGCUGGCGCUGUUGCAGCAUUGCCGGAAGCCCACGGAGCAUAUGCCCUAUACGUUCCGGAGCAAUCAGCAUGGCUUUGAUUUGGCUGACUUUUACAAGAUCUAUGCGAACAACCUGAAGAUAUUCCAGCGCGACGCAUACCGUGUACACUCGACCAAUCAGGGUGUCCACAAUCUGGAGGAUCUCUUUGGCCAGUUCAAUAGCAGCAGUGCAGCCGUUGAUGAUGUUCUCGGUGCUUCCACAACAUGGUCAACGCAUGCGCACAAUCUGUGGCGCUGCAAUCGCAUGUUGCCCGCCCGUUUAUUGCGACCCAUAUUUGCACGACCACUGCGCUUGCCCAGCAUGGGCGUGGCCCUGGAACGUUAUGUGGCCAUCGAUACGGCACAGGCGCCGGCAUAUACGCUACCCGAAACCGAAUGCCCCAAUGUCUAUGUGCACCAGGCGGUCGGCACACGCUUCAUCAUACUGCGUCCGACCAGCGAAUGUCGCCAGCGCUGUCGCACGCUCUCCAUGCGCCUCACCCAGUCCUUUGUGCUUACUUACAAUUGGCUGUACUGGAAACCGAUUUCGGCGCCCGAUCCCAUAUCGGAGAGCAUGUCCAUUAGCCUCAUCGGCUCCUACUGUUAGGCUGGAAGAGUCCGUUCAAUUGCCACAAACCCGCCCUCCCAUCACCACCAUCAUCAUCAUCAUCAUCGUCACCCUUCACAAUUCUCAGUCAACAUAUUUGUUUGUUAAAUGCCAUGCCAAAUUUUUUCUAACAAAUUUUUGUCGCUCAAUUUGGAAAGAAAAGAAAAAGAAGAAUAUUUGUAGAAACGAAAGCUGUGCGCGCACCCAUUUGAAAUGGGGUCAGCUCUAUUAGCCAUAAGUUCCAUGUCCUAUUUUAUUAUUCCUGUCCCAAUAUACUAUAUACAUAGCUGAUAAGUUGAGCAUAGCGAGUGCCCCGAAAAUUGUUCCCAACAUUUUGUUGGCCACAUUCUGUGUUCUAAUCUGGGGAAAAGUUUAAAUCAUUUUUCGUCAACAAUUGCAUUUAUAUUCAGCUCUAAGUUUGCACUUUUUAUUUUAAAUCAUUAAAUAUAUAUAUAUAUAUAUAUAUAUCUGACAUAUGAAGUAUAUAUAUAUAUAUAUAUAUAUAUAUACAUAGGAUGCCAGCAUAGAAAUUGUCAAUAUGCUUUUUUGAGUUCCCGUUCGAUUUGUUCAAUGCAAAUGUUUGCCAAAUUAACAAUGAAUUAAUAAAUUCUGCAGCUAUAUAUAAAUAAAUGUAUAUAUGCAUGCAUUCACGUAUACAUAUAUGUA